UCUUCGAAUUUCGCCCAAUAUUUUCCUCGCCCAGAGCCUCUGGUAUUGGUCCUCAUAUGCGUCCGACAUAUGAAGCCUCUUCCGAAAUUAUUUCGUGAAGGAGCAUAAACUCGGACCGGCGGUGGCUCCCUACUUUGGGACAAGAACGUCACGUCACGUGGUUUUACACCGUACCAGGAAAUCCAACUCCGGUCAGAAAUCGCGGACUAUCGCAUCAGCACGCGACAACUCCCAAUCAACCCACUUGGACCAAGAAAGUAGCCGAAGCGCAGCGUAACCAGCAUUGGUUCAGCUCAGCGCAGCAACUACGGGGCAGGCAGCAUGACUGGAGAAGCCGAGAAAAAUACCGAACCUGCUUUGCAGGUCAUCGUCCUGGGGUCAGGCGGAGGGCCUCAGGAGCACAAUGUGACGGCACUGCUUGUCCGUUCAACAAGCUCAGGAUGGGGCCGAGGCUCUAUCGUUGCCCUCGAUGCGGGCGUCCAUUUAUCUGCAAUUAGACGAAUCCUUGAAGGGACACAGCCAAAAGGUCUAGGAGUUGAAGUCGCCUUGCCUCACAAGCUGGAGACUGGCCCGUUUGCGGGCAUGAAAGUGGAGUCGUCUUCUGCGGCAGCCAAUGCUGUCCAUAUUACGAGGUCCCUAAUAGACACAUACCUAAUUACACACCCUCACCUCGAUCAUAUCAGUGGGUUUGUUAUUAAUACCGCUGGCCUACCUGGAUCUCGACCAAAACGUCUUGCGGGCUUGCCGUCGACAAUCUCUGCCUUCAAAACGCACAUCUUUAACAAUGUGAUUUGGCCGAAUCUAUCCGACGAAAACAAUGGCGCUGGCCUAGUUACAUACAUGCGUCUCGUUGAAGGUGGCAGCCCUGCGCUUGGAGAAGGCGAGGGCAAGGGAUAUAUAGAAAUCUCGGAUGGCCUUGCUACGAAAAUAUACGGCGUUAGUCACGGUCAUUGUAUCGAAAAUCACAGCCAUCGUGGGUCGACCUCCUCGUCGCGUUUCGGGAGUACCGAUGUGUCUACCAUAUCGUCCAGGGGAGUCCCUGGCAGUAAUGCGGCUUCAGGACACUCACCCUUUUUCCGAACCUCAAGUAUGGCGUACUCGACGGGCAAUCAAGAUCGUCAUGAGGGGAUUUGUGUCUACGAUUCUAGCGCGUACUUCAUCCGAGACACAGCUACAGGACGUGAGGUUCUCAUAUUCGGAGACGUCGAGCCUGAUACUAUGUCUUUAUCCCCCCGCAAUCUGGAUAUCUGGAAAGAGGCAGCGCCGAAGAUCGUGAGCGGCCAACUUGCCGCAAUUUUCAUCGAGUGUAGUUACAGUGACAGUCAGACCAAUGACCGACUAUUUGGACACCUAGCCCCUCGCUUCAUCAUAGAGGAGAUGCAGGCACUGGCCCAGCAAGUUGAGAUCAGCCGCCGGAAUCCCAUUAAGCUCACAACGACUAAGAAGCGAAAACGAGAGCUGGAGGAAGCUGCCAGACGAGCAAACAAAGCUGCCACUAGAUCCACCGUCGACGACCACCCCGUUUCGCCCAAGUCGUUCAAGAUUACAACAAGGGGAUCGAUUUCCGGCUCCGGUGCGACAAGUGAGGAUGAUUUGGGACCCGAGACCCCGCACAUCGCGACACCUACUGACGAGUUGACGUUGAAGGAACUGAAUCCGACCGCAUCCGUCACUGUCCCGUCCUCACCUCAAAUGAAGAAUCCCCUGAGAGAGCUCAAAAUCGUCAUUAUUCAUGUCAAGGACAACUUUAGCGACGUCGAACCCGCAGGAGACAUGAUUCUAACUGAAUUGAUAGAGUACGAGAAGGAGGCUCAGCUUGGUUGCGAGUUUAUCAUAUCUCACAUGGGGCAGAGCUUCAUGUUCUAAAUCGUGUGUUUUUCAAGCACGGGGUUUCGGAGUUUGGGAGAGUCCAUCGUAAUAAGAGCCGGUGGAUCUCAAAGGGGUUAUUUUACUGUUUGUGUCCGAAGGAGUAUGCUUGUCUGGCUAUAAAGCAUAUAAUUUAGGUACGGAGUUUGGCAAUGUUCCAGGGCUGGGGUGACCCCUUGGCUAUAUUGGCUGGCGUCAUAUUUGAGAUGAUUUGAGAAGACAGACCCAGGCUUCACAGCCUUGUCUUAACUAAGAGCAGCGCAGAUCUAAAGACUCGGAU
Messenger RNA from Pseudomassariella vexata, 2146 nucleotides. Its product is annotated as cyclic-AMP phosphodiesterase, class-II. NCBI's taxonomy places the organism in Eukaryota, Fungi, Ascomycota, Sordariomycetes, Amphisphaeriales, Pseudomassariaceae. Gene Ontology annotation, molecular function: 3',5'-cyclic-AMP phosphodiesterase activity; 3',5'-cyclic-GMP phosphodiesterase activity. The record is from RefSeq and is a predicted model, not a curated record. Gene Ontology annotation, biological process: cAMP catabolic process; negative regulation of glucose mediated signaling pathway; cGMP catabolic process. Bases 322 to 1866 code for a protein of 514 amino acids. The transcript is spliced from 2 exons.